Ostreococcus tauri is the source of this 825-nucleotide messenger RNA. RefSeq names its product Nucleotide-binding, alpha-beta plait. Lineage: Eukaryota; Viridiplantae; Chlorophyta; Mamiellophyceae; Mamiellales; Bathycoccaceae. The transcript is spliced from 2 exons. Bases 1 to 825 code for a protein of 274 amino acids. Gene Ontology annotation, molecular function: RNA binding. The record is from RefSeq and is a predicted model, not a curated record.
AUGUCCGCGCAUCCGCGGUACCGAGACGACGACCGCGAUCGCGCGCGCGCGCGCGGUGGCGACGACGAUCGCGAUCGCGCGCGCGACGACCGACGACCGCGAUUCGGUGCCACGGAUGACGGCGACCGCGGGCGCGCGGGCGACGGACGCGAUCGCCCGCCGCGGGUCGAACGGUUCGACCCGGAGGCGGAUUGGCGAUGUGGACAAGAUUUGAUCGAGCGCGAACGCGAGGCGCAGCACGGAUGGCUCCUGGACGGGCUGGAGGACACGACGAAUCGCAUCUUCAUCAAAGGGUUCGACGCGGUGAGCACGAGCGAGGAUGAUUUGAGAGAGCUCUUCUCGGGGAUCGGAAUCAUCUCGAGGGUGAAACAGCGCACGGGGUUUCCCGACCAGUGGCCGUACGCCGUGAAGAUUUACCGCGACGAGCGAGGGGAGAAGAAAGACGAAGCGGUGAUCACGUACGAUGACCCGCACGCGGCGCAGUCAGCGCCGGAAUUUUACAAUGGGUACGAGCACAACGGCAAAAAGUUGCACGUUUCAAUGGCUCAGAGCAAACCGAAAGCGCCGCCGCCUUCACAAGGUGAUAACGAUCGUGGCCACGGUGGACGGGGCGGUGACGACAGAGACAGAGGAGGAUACGGAGACCGAGGCGGUCGCGGAGGCGGGUACGGCGAUCGCGGAGGGUACGGCGAUCGGGACCGCGGAGGGUACGGCGAUCGGGACCGCGGAGGGUACGGCGAUCGGGACCGCGGAGGGUACGGCGACCGAGGGAGAGAGCGCGGUAGGUUCGGAGACCGAGAUCGCGGAGGACAUCGUCCGUACUAA